GAAGUGAGGACUACUUAAGAAAUCAUAUUUUUAAAGACGAAAUACGCAUCAGGUAGCUGUUUCUUACAACAUUAGGAUGUGUAAGUGCACCCUGUGUAUUUUGUAGUCAUGAGUUCAAGGCCCAUUUCUUUGUUUGCUCUUUUUUUUUUGUCCUUAUCAGAGUGAAUCUGCAUUGAACCAGCUCUUGGAAAUCAAUAUUUAGUUUGAUGUGGCGUGAUCUUUGUGAAAUGUGAACCAGGAUGUUUUCAACUCUGUCAACAUUGAAGGCAGUUUACCCAGCCAGUGUUUGUUUUUUUUACAACCAGGAGGUUGCUGAUGCAUUGCCGACAUUGUUAAACACAAGAUAGGUAUUUGAUCUGUUACUGGCUACAGUAUGUUUGGCAAUAAUAUCUACUUUUCAUCUCCAUUGCCCUUUUUAUUAAUGAGGAUCAAGGCUGCAGCUUAUGUUGACUUUUCUUUUUGAGUAAUGAGUAAAAACAGUAGCACAAGGAGCAAUAGUUGUUACAGCAGGUACAUGACGUAAAAUGGACAUCAUUUAAUCUAAAUGAGAUGAAAUUACUUGGGGGAAAAAGUCUGUCAAUGUUACCUUGAACUUGUUACCUUGUUACCUUUUGGUAAACCAAGGAAAGCAGAAGCCUGUAGGUCUUUGAACCUCUUAAGUAAACAGAGUACACCGCUAACAGUGGGUCAGUUCAUACUCCUGUGAAUCUGAGACGUGGCAGACUGCAGUAGGCUUCAUUGUUUUUAUGGCUUCCUUCAGGGUCCCUAAGACGAAGGCUGUCCAGCCAAUGAGGUGAAGACAAGCAGGUAGUGCUAGAGUUCAACGUUGACUGUGUGCAGGUCUUGACAGAGGCUGAUCCAUAGCUGGGAUCAUUAAGGGAUGACUGCACCCAUAAAAAUAUAUGAUUUGGUUUUGUGUCAAUGUUGAUAGGAGCGACACAUUUCACUCAGGGCUUUAUCAGGCUAUAAAAAGCCACAGUUGAUUUAAUGGAACAAUGGAAACUAUGUUUAUAACUCCACAAUAAGUACAGGGAAAAUGAGGGAAAGUACUCUGGAGAAACAACACAUGGAGUAGAAAUGAAAUAAACUCAGUAAAAUUAUCUCUCUUUGAGCUCAUAGAAAUAUUAACUGCUACUGUAAAUUUCUCCUGUAUUGUUUCUAUACCUAAGGUAAAGAUAGGGACUGAACAACUGCUGUGAAACAUUCAAUGGUGCAAGGGUUAUUAUUAUAUGAUAGUACUUAGUGACCUCAAGAAAUAUAAAGCAAUGAAAUGUAAACACAUUGAGCCGGAUCCUCCUGUCACAUUGUUUGUGCGUCUAUUCCUCAGGUGGUCUGUAGUACAGUCGGUAGUUAUUUGAUGUUUUAACUUCCAACACUUUGGAUAGUACACACAUAGUACGCACAUGUAUUCCUUCAGAUAGAUAUCCCUAAACCAUUCCCUGUAACUUUAAGGCACUUGACCCGUAUUGUAACAGAAUUUGGGGCGGGGCGCCAUCAACACCUUCUUCAGCUGAGGAUCACACCGGAGAUGUUCCGGGUCAUUUUGUGAAUCUCCGCAGAUUAAAAUGAAGCAUAUUGUUUCUGAUGUCUGUCAUGUGAGGUAGAUAUGGAUACUGUACAUUAACAUAGGGACUCUGAAGAUGACCUGCUGUGCUGUGUUCAUGGCAGGAUGCCACAUUCUUUCCUUUUCCCCGUGCAGCCAAUCACCAGCUUUAAUCCAAAUUAACCCAACCCCGGUCUCACACAGCACCUCCCCCAUCAGUAUGUCUGUGUCACACCACCUCUCGCUCCGUUCCUUUCUCUCCUCCUCUGCCGCUUGCUGGCUCGCGCAUGCUCUCCCUCCCCGCAUUGAGUAUUGCGGUCGGGCUAACGAGAGAAAUAAAAAGAUAGAAGAAUUGAGCAGAGCAGAGUGUGAUUUUUAAAUUUUUUUAAGCCGACAAUUCACAGAGACGUGGGAUGGAAAAGCAUUCGGGUUCAUUAUGCAUAAACCCCCAUCUGAACUGGGUACAUUCUCCGUAUGUUCCCUGGCUGGCUGAAAUUCCAAGUGAUAAGAGACGCGUGAGAUCUGUGUCUCGAUUUUUAAGCAACUGAAUAUUUGGAAGGCCCAAGAGCUUUACUAUAUAAGAAUGCAAAGGAGCAAAGCACAGAUGGAGAGGAAAAGGACAGUGGAGCAGAAUCAGUGUGAGAGGAGAUUGAGGGUGUGUGUGGCGACAUGCAACAGAGCGGACUACUCCAAGCUGGCCCCCAUUAUGUUUGGAAUCAAAUCCCACCCUGAAGAGUUUGAACUGGAAGUUGUGGUGCUUGGAUCCCAUCUCAUUGAUGACUACGGGAACACUUUUCGGAUGAUUGAGCAGGACGACUUUGACAUCGGCUCCAAGCUCCACACCAUCGUGAGAGGCGAAGAUGAAGCCGCCAUGGUGGAGAGCGUCGGCCUGGCGCUCGUGAAACUCCCUGAUGUUUUACAGAGGCUGCGCCCUGAUAUCCUGAUCGUCCAUGGCGAUCGCUUUGACGCACUGGCUCUAGCAACUGCUGCAGCGCUGAUGAACAUUAGAAUACUUCAUCUGGAGGGAGGAGAGGUGAGUGGCACGAUCGAUGACUCAAUCCGCCACGCCAUCAGUAAACUGGCCCAUUACCACGCCUGCUGCACACGCAUGGCAGAGCAGCACCUCAUCGCCAUGUGUGAGGACCACUCUCGCAUCCUGCUGGCUGGCUGCCCUUCAUACGACAAACUGCUGUCCACUCAUCACAGAGAUGACUACAUGGAUAUUAUCAAGAGCUGGCUGGGUGACAAGGUGAAGGAGCAAGACUACAUAGUGGCUUUGCAGCACCCAGUUACCACUGACAUCCAGCAAUCCAUUAAGAUCUACGGGCUGAUGCUGGAUGCCCUGCUCUCCUUCAACAAAAAGACCCUCAUCCUCUUCCCUAACAUUGAUGCUGGAAGUAAGGAAAUGGUGCGAGUGAUGCGAAAGAAAGGCAUCGAGCAGCACCCCAACUUCCGCGCCAUGAAGCACAUUCCCUUUGAGCAGUUCAUCCAGCUGGUGUGCCACGCCGGCUGCAUGAUUGGAAACAGCAGCUGUGGUGUACGAGAAGCCGGGGCCUUUGGCACUCCUGUCAUUAACCUGGGAACAAGACAAACUGGCAGAGAAACAGGUGAAAAUGUUCUACAUGUCAGAGAUGCUGACACUCAGAAUAAGAUCUACCAUGCUCUGGAGCUGCAGUUUGGAAAGAGAUACCCCUGCUCUAAGAUUUAUGGUGAUGGCAACGCAGUGCCUCGUAUUCUCAAGUUUUUACGUUCCAUUGACCUGGAGGAGCCCCUACAGAAGACUUUCUGCUUUCCGCCAGUGAAAGACCCCAUUUCCCAGGACAUCGAUCACAUCCUGGAGACACAGAGUGCUCUGGCCGUUGACCUGGGAGGGACCAACCUUAGAGUGGCCAUCAUCUGCAUGAGGGGUAACAUAGUGAAGAAGUAUACUCAAGCCAAUCCAAAGACCUUUGAGGACAGGAUGCAGCUUAUAUUAAAGAUGUGUGCAGAUGCCAUGCAGGACGCAGUCUGCCUCAACUGUAGAAUACUCGGAGUUGGAGUGUCCACUGGUGGGCGUGUAAACCCACAAGAAGGUGUGGUCCUACACUCCACAAAGCUGAUCCAAGAGUGGUCCUCAGUGGAUCUGAGAACACCCAUCUCCGACGCCCUCCACCUACCCGUCUGGGUCGACAAUGACGGCAACUGUGCUGCACUGGCUGAGAAGAAGUUUGGUCAUGGAAAGGGAGUGGAGAACUUUGUCACUGUCAUCACAGGAACUGGUAUUGGAGGAGGGAUUAUCCAUCACAGUGAGCUGGUUCACGGCUCUACCUUCUGCGCUGCGGAGCUCGGGCACAUCAUGGUUUCCUUAGAAGGCCCGGAGUGUUCGUGUGGCAGCAGAGGAUGUAUAGAGGCCUAUGCGUCUGGCAUGGCCCUACAGAAAGAGGCUAAAAGGCUGUAUGACGAGGAUCUGCUGAACGUGGAAGGCAUGGAUAUGAAGCUCACAGAGCCAGUCACCGCUGGCCACCUCAUCAACGCAGCAAGACUGGGGAACUCCAAAGCCGAUGCGGUUCUGAACAAAGCCUCCACAGCACUAGGUGUAGGCAUCAUUAACAUCCUCCACAUAGUGAACCCCAAGCGGGUGAUUCUGUCUGGAGUCUUGGCCUCUUACUACCAAGCCCCAGUGCAGCGCAUCAUCUCUGAGAGAGCCCUCCUCUCUGCCCAGAGCAUCGAGGUCCUUGCAUCAGACUUGGAGGAGCCUGCUUUACUCGGAGCAGCUAGCAUGGUGUUAGACUAUGCAACCAGAAGGAUAUAUUGAAGGAUGUAGUCCUAAUUUACAAAGAACUGCUCCCAACCAGAGGACUACACCACUGAAAGUAGUAAUAAUUCUGCCCAGAUAGAUACAUAAGGAUAUCUAGGGGAUACAUUUUGAAAGCUAGAGUGAAAGACAAUGCAUUCAACCAUCAUGUGUUUACCUUGAUUUAAAUGUUUUAAUUUUUAAUUUUUAUUUUUUACAUUGAUGAAGACAAUUUUUCUUGUGAAAAACUCAGUCUUAAGUCUGUGAGAAUCGUGCCUUCACAAGGCCAGAUGUUGGCCAGUUUCCAACCUGGAUACAUAUGUCAUGUGUAAGUUGGGUCCAUUGCAUGGGCCAGAAAUCUCACAACUCUUUUGAGGUUUAGUGAAGCCCCAAGAGCUUAUUCGAGGAGUUAACGGUUCCUUCAAGUCAAAAUUACCCAUGCUGUACGGGGUAGCAAUCACCCACUCUGUUCUACUACUUGCAAUGUGAUGUGGGUGGAUGGAAAAGUAUGUCAGUAUAGAAAGCUUGUUUCAGAUGUGACCAAAAUAUUACUGAAACAUUCUCCUGUAGCUUCCUCUCUGUUCUCUAUGAUUGCUUGCGAGUUUUCAUUCUCAAUUUUUGUUCAAUUUUUGAGAUGUAACUGUCAUGUUAUGUUACAUGUCCAUGUUUUGUUAUAAUUUAAAUUAUUUAAGGUUUUGGGAGAACAUGCUUGAAGGUGAUUGAAUAGUUGGUGGUCUUGAAAGCUUUAGGGCUAAUAAAUGAUUAAUU
Messenger RNA from Larimichthys crocea (large yellow croaker), 5084 nucleotides. RefSeq names its product glucosamine (UDP-N-acetyl)-2-epimerase/N-acetylmannosamine kinase (gene gne). Gene Ontology annotation, molecular function: UDP-N-acetylglucosamine 2-epimerase activity; N-acylmannosamine kinase activity; hydrolase activity, hydrolyzing O-glycosyl compounds. The record is from RefSeq and is a predicted model, not a curated record. Bases 2127 to 4337 code for a protein of 736 amino acids. Gene Ontology annotation, biological process: UDP-N-acetylglucosamine metabolic process. NCBI's taxonomy places the organism in Eukaryota, Metazoa, Chordata, Actinopteri, Sciaenidae. The transcript has 16 exons.